Anneissia japonica is the source of this 3632-nucleotide messenger RNA. Its product is annotated as beta,beta-carotene 15,15'-dioxygenase-like. NCBI's taxonomy places the organism in Eukaryota, Metazoa, Echinodermata, Crinoidea, Comatulida, Comatulidae. The record is from RefSeq and is a predicted model, not a curated record. Bases 16 to 1266 code for a protein of 416 amino acids. The transcript has 8 exons. Gene Ontology annotation, biological process: carotene catabolic process; retinal metabolic process. Gene Ontology annotation, molecular function: beta-carotene 15,15'-dioxygenase activity; carotenoid dioxygenase activity.
UUCCCCUAGUCGAUAAUGGACUUUACCAACUUUUGUUUACUGUCGGUCGUCGUAAAAGAAAAGAAGCAAAUGUUCUCAGGCACUCGGUACGCAAGUAGAUUUAUGUCUCGUGGAUGUGGAAGCAUGUCGAAGUAUUCUAAUAAGGAUUUAUUAACAAAGUCAAUUUUAAAGGAUAAUUCAACACCGACGCAAGCAAAUAUCGAAGGAAAUUUGCCAUUAUGGCUUUCUGGAGAAUUACUUCGUACUGGCCCAGCUGUUUUCGAAGUAGGCAAGGACCAGAUGAGGCACUUCUUUGAUGGCUAUGCGAUGCUGUUGCGUUUUACUAUUAAAGAGGGAAAUGUCACGUACCAGAGUCGCUUCCUCAACAGUGAUGCUUACACCAAAGCAUUUAAACAAAAUCGUAUAGUUUGCUCGGAAUUUGGAACUGUAUCAUAUCCAGAUCCGUGUAAAAAUAUCUUCCAUCGAUUCAUGUCAAAAUUUACCGUGGAAGAGAUGUCCGAUAAUGGAAACGUGAAUAUUCUUCCCAUUGCUGACGAGCUUUAUGCAUCAUCGGAAACGCAGAACCUGUGUAAACUUGAUUUAGAAACAUUGAAAAGUACUGAGAAAGUGAACCUGUAUAGUAGAAACAAUAUUGCGGUACAUACACAAACUGCGCACCCCCAUAUUGAAGCUGAUGGAACUGUUUACAACUUAGGAACAGCAUUCUCAGGGAGAAGUUGCUAUAAGAUUGUGCAAUUUGAUCCAAGCAAUGGAUUUGAAGGCAAGCAUCCUAGCCACACUAUGCAACUUCACUCUACUACAGUAGGCACUGAACCAGACACUGACCUUGUUCUUCCUACAGGCACCUCUUGUCGAGCCGUUCUGAAGAGUGAUGGCUGUGUUCAUUGUUAUUCUGAAGUAUUACUUGACACAGGUAUAGAACUUCCGCGCAUCAACUACAAAGAAUACAAUGGUAAGCCAUACAGAUAUGCUUAUGGAAUAAGUAAGGGAUUUGGUGAGUUGUUGAAACUUGAUGUUGAGGACAGGACCGCUGUGAGUUGGUCUGAAGAGGGCUGCUUCACUGCUGAACCAGUCUUUGUUCCUAAGCCAGGAGCAAAUGAUGAAGAUGAUGGAGUUGUUUUGUCAACAGUGCUGGAUGUUCGUGAGGGAAAACUCCCUUAUUUGCUCAUUCUUGAUGGAAAGACAUUUAAGGAGAUUUGCCGAGCAGUAGUCCCAGCUGAAAAGUGGUGCUUGAGUUUACAUGGCCUCUUCGUAUCAAAAUUCUAAGUCUGCAUAUUAAAAAUAUGUUCAGCUUUGUAUAGCACAUAUGGUGAACAUCUCAGCAUGCUUCACAGUUAUCAAAGGAAAAUUGGGGAAAGAAAUCUAACUAUAAUAAAAAUAAUAAUAAUAAUAAUAAAAAUAAUAAUAAUAAUAAUAAUUAUAAUAAUGAUAAUGAUAAUAAUAAUAAUAAUAAUAAGAGCACUAAGUAGAGAGCAUAUCUCCGCCCAUAAAAUAAAUCUCUCAGAAUAUGUUCCAAAUUUACUUCAACUACCACCUCAACACAAUUCACUCUGCUCUUCUUCAAAAACACACAGCAACUCACGAAAACACUUUUUAUUUCAAAGGAGCUCUAUUUCCACUUUUAGUCUUGGUUUUGGGGUACUCUUUUUUUAGAGUGGAAAUUUUUAGAUUUUGUAAUCCAAAUUGAUUUGCCCAAAAUUCACUGUCGGCAUAAUUUACACUACACAUGUUACGUUUCGGACGCAAAAUCCAAGAAACAUAUAAUAUUAAAACAUUUUAUUUUCCAGUACUGAAAAUGUGAAAAACGUGACAACCCACCUAAUUUCCAAACCACCACCUACUUAAAAAAAAAAAACCAAAAUGCCUUUUACUACAUUUUCCUUUAAAUAGUCCUCAUAUCCACACCCUACUCCAGACUGUCACUAAAGUUUAUUCAUUUCUUCAUUAGGUCAUACCUAACACUCCCUGUAACUUUUAUUCAGAUCUGUGCAGCCAUUUUUAUUUUGAUAUUUUGAACACACACACAAAAAUGCGACACACACACAAACUUACAUGACUAAAAAUAUAUAUAUUUCCUGGCGGAGAUAAUAAUACUGGUACAUAACCUAGCAUAUAAUCCUUAUUCUAGCCGAAAACUAAUCAUACUUCUUAAAAUAAACAUGAUUGGCCGUUAGCUUGCACUACUGGUUACUCGCAUUUCAAUAGAUAUCAUGGUUAAUAUUUAAUGAGUGUUAAUUGCUAUGUCAUGUGUCUGGUUUUGCUUCACUGGCGUUAAUGUUGCAAUUUAAAUGACUGAGGUUGUUCUUAUCUAGCAAACCACCAUACAAUUAUGGAAAAUGCCAAGUUCUUGCCAAUAUGGAUGUCUUAAUUAUACACCCCAAUAUACCGUAUUUAUUCAAAUAAACACUCCUGGGCGUUAAUUGUUGAGAAGGGUUUUGAGUGGUGUUUAGUUUUCGAGAGGCAUUUUUUCGAAGGGGGGUGUUUAUUUUUUUUGCCGUGAAAUGGGCACGUAUAUACUGUACUCAAAUAAAUGCCCCUUAAUUUCACUGUAAGCAGAAUUACAAUACAUAAUUAUGUCAAAAUAAUUAAUGUUAUUGGGUGAUCAUGAAGACAUAUAUUGAUCCCAACCAAGUCAAAAAAUGUAUAGAAUGUGUUGAAAAUGAUGUUGCUUCCAUUAGUUCUGUUUAGUCAUUUAUUCGAGGAAAAAAUAAAUGCCCUGGGUCGUUUGAAGGAGGGGUUUAUUCCAAAUGAGGCUCUGGAGGAGGCAUUUAUUCAAAUAAAUAUGUUAUGUAUUACUUUGGAUCUUAUAUAUCGCAAAAUUCUGCCUUUAUUUGUUUUGCACAAUAUUAGUUUUUGCAAAAAACGUCCUCAAGAUUAGAACCCGAGACUUUCCGAUACCAUCUGGAAACUCUAUCAGUAGAGCGAUGUGGUCAAGUGGUGUACACUCUUUGUGUUAGGGUCUCAAGAUAUUGUGUAAUAUGCAAUGAAUAAUGUUAAAUCACAUGAUGGUUUUUCAAAUCAGAAAACAAAGGAGAGUGAAAAUAUUUAUUAUAUUUAUAUAUCAUAAACAUUUAGAGGUAUGUUACGGUCAUAAUAUUUUGAAGUAUUUAUUUCAUCUGCCUUGUAUUGUAAUUGAUUUUGUUGCUAUUUUACAAAUUUAAAUGUCCUGUUAAAGGUUUACAAUGAAAUCAAAUAUUAUUUUAAACACUAGAUUUUCAGUAUGGCUAUUUAUACUUAUUUAUAUGUUGAGAUUUUGCUAUUGGCCAAGUGUUUAUGGGAACCCACUUUUAAAGCGAUUCACUCUUGAGAUUCUGUAAUUUUUGUUUUUGUAUGUGGAGAUGAAAUAAAGGAUAUAAAAUGCUAUACUGUAAAUGCGGCUGGUAUAUUUUCUUAACUACUGUAACAAAAUAUUGAUUAUGUCAAUAUAUUACUUUUCGGUAUUUUAAAUUUAUGUGAUGAUAUUCCUUAGAGUGUAAAUAGACUUUUGCCAGAGGAAAAAAAUGUCAACAGCAAUUAAGUUUGCUUUUCGUUUAUCCUGCCACUCACAAAUUGUUGUGUCCCUUUUUUUCAUUUUGUAUGUUUUUUAAAGUUGUUGGCAAAAUAAAUGAAAUGAAGCUAUUAAUCUGAGGAAA